AGCAGCAGCAGCAGCACCAGCACGGGGCUGGAAGAUUUUAGUUUUCCACCUCUUUGAUUGACAGCUCCUGUAGCAUGAAGUGCUGGUGAGUGCACAUGACUGGGUCUUGUUAAUCUGCUAUAGCACUGCUCAUGUCAGAUCCAGCUCUCAAAAUCCUUGUGAAAUACCUCCUCAUGCUGAUCAGGGUUCUCAACUAGGACAGGCACAGAGAGCGAUUUAUCCUUUUACAACACGGCUGGAGAUUUCUAGUGUAUUGCACGGACGCAACAAAAGGCACUAGCCUGGCUUCUGGUCUGCAGCUGUUUCUGUAAUUAAGAGAUUGAGAAUUUAGGUACCUAAUCUAAUAUGUAGGGAAUGUGUUCUUUUUAAAAUACUUUUGUCGGGUGACUGGGGAGAGGAGGAAUGAAAUCUGAUUUCCGAGCAACUGAAGUGAGAAAUUGAAGAAUCUUAAUAGAGACUGUACCCUGGUGAAGAUUUAUUGCAAGACAACAGUGGAGUGGAAUUCAAUCUGUUUUGCUGUUUCACUUGCCAAUGACUAUUGUUUAUAAUAUAUAAAUAUAUAUGUGCAUACGCUUGCGGACUGUCUUUUGAAAUUGGAAGAUAUUAAAGCUGUUUUUUUAAAGCUUCCUUCUUUAGUGGAAUACAGGGCUGAAUCAAUAGAUCUGAAUUGGUAGAAGUACGUAUGUAAUAUACAUUCUUGUGAUGUUGAUUCCCUGCUGGACCUAGACACGUAUGCAUCUGUGCUGUGUGUAUUGAACUUAGUUGUAGCCACUGAUUUUUUUUUAGUUUUUAUUUUAUAAAAUCUUGGAAUAACUCUUGGGGAAUCAACCCCCCCCCCCCCCCCCCCCGACCUGUAAUCCAGACAGGCUGAUUUCAAAGGUUUCCGGAGAAUGGUAAAUGAUCGAUGGAAAAUCAUGAACACUGUUUCAGAGCUUGAAGAUGGACAACAACACAAACCUCAGACAUUCUGCGAGUGUGUCCCCAGCUCAGCUCAGCUCCAACGCCAUUGGUCAGAAUUUGAUACAGAGAGGCAAAACUCAAAAAGGAUGAGCUGUGGCUACCUUCUCUGCACCAUUCUCCUCUUCGUGGCCGUGCUGCUUGCCAUAACGGUGACGGGCACCAUCUUGUUUAUGAACCACUACCACGCCGCCGUGACGGAAGGCCCGCCACUCAUCAGCACCAACAAGGACGAGAACACCGCCUUGGUGACGGUGGAGAAGGUCGACGGCUCCCGGAUAAACAUCUUCAUCGACCCCAACUGCCCCGACUACAACAGCAACUUCCUGCGUCUGGAAGGGGUGCAGACGUCUCUCUUGCACUCCCUGACAGACCACGACUCAGACCUGAAGUCGGUGAAGGGUCAGGACAGGGCCCUGCUGGCAAGACUGGCAGAAGAGGUCAGCAAGCUGUCAGCAUACACCGGGCAGCUAAAAAUGGAUUACGAGGCCCUGAGAAGAGGCCAGGGCAACCUCCAAACAGAACAGGGCAGGUUGAUUCAGCUGCUGUCCGAGAGUCAAAUCAACAUGGUGAAGGUGGUGAACUCAGUGAACGAUGCCCUGAACUCCAUGCAGAAAGAACAGGGAGGCAUUAAAACACGUCUGAAAGCCGACCUGCAGAAGGCCCCUGCCAGAGGAGCGCGACCCAGAGGCUGUGCCAAUGGCUCCCGGCCCAGAGACUGCUCUGACAUUUACACAAGCGGACAUAGGGAAGAUGGCAUCUACUCUGUGUUUCCAACUCAUUAUCCUUCAGGGUUCCAGGUCUUUUGUGACAUGAGCACAGAUGGAGGAGGGUGGACGGUUAUCCAGCGUCGGGAGGAUGGCUCUGUGAAUUUCUUUAGAGGAUGGGAUGCAUACAGAGAAGGAUUUGGAAAGAUAACUGGGGAGCACUGGCUAGGUAUGAAGAGGAUCCAUGCCUUGACGAUGCAGGCUAACUACGAGUUGCGGAUCGACCUGGAAGACUUUGAGAACAGCACAGCGUUUGCGCAUUACGGCACGUUCGGGGUGGGCUUGUUCUCGGUCGACCCUGAUGAAGAUGGAUACCCACUGACUGUAGCGGAUUACUCUGGAACUGCAGGCGAUUCGCUGCUGAAGCACAACGGGAUGAAAUUCACCACAAAGGACAGAGACAACGACCACUCGGAAAACAACUGCGCGUCUUUCUACCACGGUGCCUGGUGGUACCGGAACUGCCACACCUCCAACCUGAACGGGCAGUACUUGAAGGGGCACCACACGUCGUACGCGGACGGGAUCGAGUGGUCCACCUGGACAGGGUGGCAGUACUCACUGAAAUUCGCCGAAAUGAAGAUCCGACCAAACAAGGACGACAGCAAGUGAUGAGGAAUAAAACAAACAUGUAAAAAACGCACUUCGCUCUUUGAGAAACCGUAAUGUUCAGUACUGUACGUCAUGAUAAUGAGGACUUUCUUUCAGCUUGUUUUAUCUUUUGAAAACAUCCCAGAUCACACUGUAUUGUAGGGUGUUUACCUUGCGACUGGCAGGAAAUAUCAGCGUUGUCUCAACUAAGGUAGACAGUAUUUCUUGUUUAGAAUUCAGAGUGUAUCAUUAUCAGUUCCCACUGUCAUAUCCUGGUGACAUUUUAAAUGUAAAAAAGCACCCCUGUGAACUCAACAGAGCUCUUUGAAUCAUGUCUAACAUAACUACAGUCGGUGCACCUGUCCCUCUGCACAACCCUGUCCCUGCAUGCAAGUGUUGCAGGGGGGGCAAAUUAUUGACUACACCCUGGUGUACCCGAUGCACUUUGAAUUCAGACAUGGUGUGCUCUAUUAGGGACAGAGGGGAAUCAAAACAACGAAAUACAUAACUUAACUAUUUCCUACCUUUUCCAAGUUGCAUUAAAUACUUGAUGAUGUUUUAUUAUUAUUACUAUUUAUUUAUUUAUUGAUUUAUUUAUCAUUGUUAGAUAAAAUGAUUAAUUUGGGAAUAGGGAACGUCUCAACAACUAUUUACUGUAUCACACACAGAGGCAUUACCUUCAGACAUGGUGGAAGCGCAUCUACCCUUUUAAUAGAUCAGAACAGGUCUAGUUUGUUUUGCUGCAGAAUGAUUUGAGCAGUCCCUGUCUUUGCAACCUGGGAGACGGACUUGAUUCAAGCUACCUCAUAAAUGUGAAGGGAGUAAGUCCUAGAGGUGUCACGCCACACUAGAAUCAGUAUACCAAACAGCUUGUGGCACAUGAGCAGUAGAGCUGGCGCUAGGGGACGUUAUGGAGGUAUGUCACUGGUUACAUAUCAAGAAUAAGUCCCAUUUAUUCAUCAUUCUCUAGCCCAAGGGUGGCCAAUCCCAGUCCUGGAAGGUAAUUCCACUCCAGGUUUUACAAGUGAAAGGAGAUAAUGGACUCCUGCAGGGUCUGGGAAGAGGUUUAAUUGGUUCAACUAAACAAUUUAGAACAGGGUUGGAACAAAGACCAGGAGUGGAAUUAACUUCCAGGAUUGGCUACCCCUGCCCUUGACAGAGAAGCUGCAUGUUGUAAUUAGCGAUCUAUGGCAAUGUACUGUGCAACCCUGAGUCUCACAGUUCGUAUUGUCUAAUGAAAUAUCACGCUUGACACAAUUAAUUGCUUCACCUCUCCGCAGUCGAGUGACUUCUCCAAAUAGCAUAUUCUUCUGUUACCAAUUAACACGUUAUUUCUAGAGUUUUAUUUGAAUGGCGUACGAGUGGGAAGUAAAACACUGAAGAUUAUUCGUGCGGCUAAUACUAUUAUGUUUUGGAAAACGGCAAGAAUAUUUUUCCUGGUAAGCCCAGGAACAGUAUGUUUUACAGGGGCAUUUUAAACGGUCUGAUGUGUAAGAGCUUUUUUAGCCACAUACAGUCUGCCCUGUGUUAGUAAUCUUGAAAUCUAACUUGGGUCAGUCUGCUGCUUGGGCUUACCUUAUCUUCACACAGCCUCUGCAAAUUGGGAAAGAAAUGUGCGGAUGCAGGAAAAAAAAAAAAGUGUUUUGUGCUGAACAAUCAGUUUGGGGAGCAGCAAAGGACCAAGUACCUUCAUUUUUCAAUAACAGCGCAAAAUACAUAUCUUUUAGUGAGGGGGUGGGAGGUAAAAUCACAAGUUCUGUAAGAAGAGAACAUUAAAAAACAUAGGCGAGUAAAGGUUUUUAUUAUUUCUUUACUUACUUAUUUGUAGUUUAGCUGUAACUGAAAAAUAAUAAAUAUCGAGAGCUUAGAGUGUACAGUGGGUGUUUUUUCCCACCUAGGGCUGUUACAGUAUUAGACUGGUCUAUAUACCACAGGAAGAAUGACCCCUUCAUAGGAAACAUAUUACAAGGGCAAUUAGCCUAGAGCAGAAAAACCGGGCCCUCAACACCAAAACAGGAUGCAACUUGGGUGAUUUUAAAGCAUUUUGAGACUGUGUCACACACUCUGAGGGGGGGGGGGGGGGGGGGCCCUCAAAUGAGAUGCGACCUCCGACAUGGUCGGAUCAGCUAAGGCCAGGUGAUGGAGGUGUGCAAUGUUCUUGGGGGUUUAAAUGUUGCAAAGCAAUCUCAAAACAUGUUCGUUUUUCUUUACUUGUGCCAAUUUUCUUUUCAAAAUCAAGUACCUGAAUUCUGUGUCUGCAUGUUGUUUCUUUGCCUGUACUGUUUGAAGGCCUGUACUCAUGCUGUAGAAUGUAAGGAGCUCAGCACCCCUUUCUGGUGAUGUUCGUUACUGCAGAAGUAACUUUUACCCAACCUUCUGCUUGUACUUUAUGAAACCUACCCAGCCAUGACAUUGUGCACAGCCUUGAAUUGAACUUCCCCCACAGCUAUGAGUGCCAACAGCAGAAAAUAAGUCUAGUUGUAAAUGCAUCUCAUUUUUUUCACCCAAGCAGCCGUUUUCAUGAUCAUUCAUUUUGAAUCAUACUGACCUCUAACAGACUAACUUGAUGUUUUCGGUUUAGUAUUAGAGAUUGUUUUUUUUGCUGAAUCUUGAUAAUGUGUUUGAGUGUACUUGUCUGCAUUUAAUAAACAUUCACAUUUUAUAUUUA
Acipenser ruthenus (sterlet) is the source of this 4983-nucleotide messenger RNA. Its product is annotated as fibrinogen C domain-containing protein 1-A-like. The record is from RefSeq and is a predicted model, not a curated record. NCBI's taxonomy places the organism in Eukaryota, Metazoa, Chordata, Actinopteri, Acipenseriformes, Acipenseridae. The transcript is spliced from 8 exons. Bases 891 to 2336 code for a protein of 481 amino acids.